AUGCCUGUGCUGGAGGGUCGAUGGGAACCAAUAUAUGAAAGGUUCCGCAAGCAACACCCACCAAAUUUUGAAGGGGGCUCAGAUCCAAUGGAAGCUGAGGAAUGGUUAAGAACAGUGGAAGGUAUUGUUGAGUACAUGCGGCUCAGAAACGGAGAUAGUGUAGCUUGUGCUGCUAGUUUAUUGAAAAAGGAUACCCGCAUCUGGUGGGAUGUUAUUAAACAAACACGGGAUGUGGCCGCAAUGACCUGGGUUGACUUUGUACAAGUUUUUAACAGAAAAUACUACAGUGAAGCAAUACGCUCAGCUAGAGUUAAUGAGUUCACGAACCUGAGGCAGGGUAAGUCUACAGUUACAGAGUAUGCUCGCCAAUUUGACAGAUUAGCAAAGUUUGCCAUAGAUCUGGUUCCUACUGAGUUUCUGAGGAUUCAUCGUUUUACUGAAGGGCUCGACUCCCGAAUAAGUCAGGACAUAGCGAUGUCAGGAGUAAGGGCAACCACGUAUGCUGAGGUACUGGAAAAAGCCCUAGAAGCUGAGUUGUGUGAAAGUCGUAUACAGAAAGACAAUACAGCUAGGUGGGAGGCCAGAAAGGCCAGUAAUGGAGGCGGUGAUAACAAAAGGAAACUGCCAAGUAACCAACACAACGAAGCCAACAAGAGAAACAAGAUAGGGUCCAAUAACUACAAAGGGAAGAACUACCGUAUGUAA
Cannabis sativa is the source of this 705-nucleotide messenger RNA. RefSeq lists its product as uncharacterized. Lineage: Eukaryota; Viridiplantae; Streptophyta; Magnoliopsida; Rosales; Cannabaceae. The transcript has a single exon. Bases 1 to 705 code for a protein of 234 amino acids. The record is from RefSeq and is a predicted model, not a curated record.